Molecule: messenger RNA, 270 nt
Organism: Macrosiphum euphorbiae (potato aphid)
Lineage: Eukaryota; Metazoa; Arthropoda; Insecta; Hemiptera; Aphididae
Source: the annotation of a GenBank genome assembly
AUGACGUGUACAGCAAACAUGAGUACAGUUUUUCCAAAUCUUUACAUUGCGUUGAAAAUAACUGUAACAUUGCCAGUUAGUACCGCAAGUACAGAAAGGUCAUUUUCACGUUUGAAAUUACUUAAAACCAGACUCAGAACAAGUAUAUCUCAAAACCCAUUGGAAAACCUAUUAAUAAUAUCUUGUGAAAAUGAUAUUGAAGACAAAGAUGAAGUGGUUAAAACAUUUGCAACUAAGAGUAAAGUUCUUACUAAACUACAUACAAUGUAG